AUGGGGGAUUUCAAUUCCAUUCUUCUUUCUGGGGAUAAAGAGAAUGCCAAUCCAGUCACUGAUGCUGAAACUAGGGAUUUUGAAGCUUGUUUGGAUAGAGCUGCAUUGUACGAAUUGAAGAGUUGUGGUCACUUUUUCUCUUGGAGCAACAAAGGUCAAGGAAAUCCGAGGAUCAGCUCUAGGAUUAAUAGAGCUCUCGGCAAUAAAGUGUGGCAUUCUGGCUUUACUGAUGCUGUUGUGGAUUAUAUUAAUCCAGGUUUAUCUGACCAUUCUCUUUUAUUGAUGACUUGUACAAUUAACUUGAAUAGCGGGAGUAGACCUUUUAAAAUUUUCAACUAUAUGGCAUAUCAUCCUAGUUUUCUUAAGGUAGUGCAAAAAGGGUGGGAAGUUGAGUAUCAAGGCAGUUCAAUAAAGGAUGUAGGAAAGGUGCAGACUCAACCGGCUGCUAAUCACACUGAUGUUACCAAGAAGAGCACUGAUAAAGAGUGUAUUGAUAAACUGAAGAAGUUUCUUCAUGUUCAAGAGUCUUCCUAUAGGAAGAAAUCUAGAAUCCAAUGGUUACAAGCUGGUGGAUUAGAACUCUAA
Spinacia oleracea (spinach) is the source of this 585-nucleotide messenger RNA. RefSeq lists its product as uncharacterized. The transcript is spliced from 2 exons. Bases 1 to 585 code for a protein of 194 amino acids. The record is from RefSeq and is a predicted model, not a curated record. Lineage: Eukaryota; Viridiplantae; Streptophyta; Magnoliopsida; Caryophyllales; Amaranthaceae.